AUGGCUGGAGCCGCAGAACAAUUUGAACUAAUUGGUAUUGCUAAACAAAAAGCUGAAGAAACCCUUAAGAAUGCUGAACUUACUAAGACUCUUCUUGAUAUUAUUAAAGAAGCUGGAUGUGAAAAAGGAUGUGAAAAGGCUAUUGGUCAAUUAUUGUAUCAAUUAGCUACAAAAUUAAAUAAAGGAAAAGAGUCAAUUAGACCACAAGUAAUAGCAUGGAUUGUUUCUAAGAAAGUUACUAAUAUUAAUAUGGAUGCUUUAAUGACCUAUAUUAAUAAACAUCAAGAACUUGAUAUUCCAACCAUUGAAAAAGAAUGUGGAGUAGGAGUUGUUGUUACUAGAGAACAAAUUAUUGAAGGAGUUAAACAAUUAUUAUCAGGUAAAAUGGAAGAAUUAAAAAAGAAUAGAUAUACUAUGGAAGGUCAAUUAAUAAGAGAAGCAAAAGAUUCCAUUAAAUGGGCUGAUGGUAAGGUUCUUAAUGAAGAAUUAAUGAAACAAUUAAAAGAAAUAUUAGGAGAAAAGACUAAAGAUGAUAUCAAAAAGAAAGCACAAAAGAAAAGUGGUGAGCCAAAUAAAAAAGAAGAAGUCAAAAAUCUUCCAAAACAAAAGAAUGUUGAUUCAGGAGUUAAAUUAUCUAAGCCUUCUGAUAAUAUUCAAAAAACUCCAGAAAUUCUUGCUGAACAUUUAAAAAGAACUGGAGGAAUUUAUGUUACUAGAUUCCCACCAGAACCAAAUGGAUAUCUUCAUAUUGGACAUGCCAAAUCAAUGUAUUUGAAUUUUGGUUAUUCAGAAAAAACUGGUGGUAAAUGUUACAUGAGAUUUGAUGAUACAAACCCAGAGAAAGAGACUCAUGAAUUUAUUAAUACUAUAGAAGAGACUGUUAAGUGGUUAGGACAUACUCCAUGUGCUGUUACUUAUUCAUCACAAUAUUUUGAUAGAAUUUAUGAUUGUGCAAUUGAAUUAAUUAAAAGAGGAAAAGCUUAUGUUUGUCAUCAAACUCCUGAUCAAAUUGCUGCUUCACGUGAAAAUAAACAACCAUCUCCAUGGAGAGAUAGAAGUGUAGAAGAAAAUCUUAAACACUUUAAAUGGAUGUGUCAAGGUAGAUAUUGUGAAGGAGAAGCUACUUUAAGAAUGAAAAUGGAUAUUAAUUCACCAAACCCAUGUAUGUGGGAUCUUGUUGCUUAUAGAAUUAAAUUCUUCCCACAUCCAGUUACAGGUGAUAGAUUAUGUUGUUAUCCAUCAUAUGAUUUUGUUCAUUGUUUAGUUGACUCUUUUGAAGACAUUACUCAUUCUAUGUGUACAUUAGAAUUCCUUCCAAGAAGAGAAUCAUACUUUUGGUUACUUGAUGCACUUGAUAUGUAUAAACCAGUUGUAUGGGAGUUCAACAGAUUAAAUAUUACUUAUACUGUUAUGUCUAAAAGAAAACUUCAUGCUUUAGUUGAUAAAGGAUAUGUCAGAGGAUGGGAUGAUCCAAGAAUGCCAACUAUUAUGGGAUUCAAACGUAAGGGAUAUUCUGCUGAUGCUAUUAAUAAUUUCUGUAGAACCGUUGGAGUUACAACUAAUACUACUGUUUAUAUUGACUAUGAAGUUCUUGAACAACAUUGUAGAGAUGAUAUGGAGGUUAAAUGUAAGAGAGCUAUGUGUGUACCAGAUCCUGUUAAAGUUAUUUUAACCAAUGUUCCAGAUGAUUAUUGUAUUGAAGUUGUAAGACCAAAUCAUCCAAUGAACGAUAAAAUGGGAACUAAUACUGUUCAUUUAAGAAAAGUACUUUAUAUUGACAGAAGUGAUUGGAGAGAUGAAGACAAAAAAGGAUAUUGGGGACUUGCACCAAACAAAGUUGUUGGAUUAAGAUAUGCAGGAAAUAUUAUUUGUCAUAAAUUUGAUAAAGAUGCUGAAGGUAAAAUUACUUGUUUAUAUUGUACUUUUGAUGCAGAUAAAAAAGAAAAACCAAAAGGACAUAUUCAAUGGGUUAGCUCUGGUACUAAUGGAGCUGAACCAGCUAAAGCCGAGUUAAGAUACUAUGAUACUCUCUUUACUGAUCCUAAACCAGAAAGUCCAGAUUGGGAAAAACUUAUUAAUCCAAAGUCACUCACUAUUGUUAACGGUUAUGUUGAUGAAACUUUAGAACAUGUUAAACCACUUGAUUGUUUCCAAUUUGAAAGAGUAGGAUUUUUCUGUUGUGAUAGUGACUCUAAAGAAGGAGCUUUAGUUUUUAACAGAACAGUUGGACUUAAAGAAUCUAAAGAAAAGAAACAAAUUUAA
Messenger RNA from Entamoeba nuttalli P19, 2262 nucleotides. Its product is annotated as glutamine--tRNA ligase. Gene Ontology annotation, biological process: glutaminyl-tRNA aminoacylation; translation. Bases 1 to 2262 code for a protein of 753 amino acids. The transcript has a single exon. Gene Ontology annotation, molecular function: glutamine-tRNA ligase activity; ATP binding. The record is from RefSeq and is a predicted model, not a curated record. Lineage: Eukaryota; Evosea; Mastigamoebida; Endamoebidae. Gene Ontology annotation, cellular component: cytoplasm; cytosol.